This is a messenger RNA of Triticum urartu, 2773 nucleotides long. The record is from RefSeq and is a predicted model, not a curated record. NCBI's taxonomy places the organism in Eukaryota, Viridiplantae, Streptophyta, Magnoliopsida, Poales, Poaceae.
CUGCCGGGUAUGGGGCACCCAUCGGUCCGGCGCACACUCAGAGGCCGCCGCCACCAACUGCCACCAAUCUAUCUUCAGAGCUACUGACGCAUUAACCUUGCCAGGUCUAGCUGCCGUCGACGCCACCACGACGCCAAACAACACCGCCAUCCUGCACUCGUCCAUCAACACACGCCCAGCAGCGUGAAAUAUUGGAAACGACAUGUUUAGCUAUAUAAAUUAUGUGGGAAAACAAAAAAGCUGAAUCAAAUGCAGACAGCAAUGUGGAAAGAAUCUUCACAUCAUGCAAGAUACUAAAAGAAAAAACUAUGGGGAAAUGUAGGCUUUCCCCAACACAAAGUGUUGUUUGCAGAAUCAAAUGCAGGCAGCAAUGUAAAACUUACAUCUCCUAAACAUCUCUUUUGCGCUGAACCAACAUAGGAACUAUCAGCCUUUCUAUACUUCUAAAGUAGACUGGCUAGCCAUGAGCACUUGAUAACAUCAGACUUGGAUGAAUGAAAAUCAAACGACAUAUCUCAUUUCAAAAAUAUUUACUACUUCAUCAACGAAUUACUGGUGAUAUUGAUUUCAAUACCGGAUAAACAAAAAACAUGAACCAACACAUAUAAAAAGCAUGCAAGAUCUUACGGUUCAGUUUCUCAAAUGAUGUGUAUCAGGAAGCUACAUAAAAUAUGUGUGUUAAGAAUCUCGCGAUGAUCUGGAGAGGAGGGCAUGCAGCAAAACCUGAACAAUAGAAAAUAUCCUGUGAAGGAUCCUAGCCUUUAGGCUUUAGCCCUCAAGGCUAGCUGCCACUGAUUCAUAAAGCUUCUAUGUAAAUUCGGCCUGCGUACCCAAGGAAAAUAUUCUUUGCCCAGCCUGACGGAUAACCAAAUUACAAAGAGCUAUAUGAUCAUUGAAUAUUAAAUAUGAAGCAAGUUAUUUGAAGAAAUGUUAAAUUAAGAAAUACGCAGAUCUGAAAGUAAAGAAUUCAUUGCAACUUCGAUUUUUUUUAAGUUAUAGUUUGUCUUUGUUGUUCAGCAUGACAACCCCUAGUGGCAGGUUUUACCCUCACAAAAGGAUAUGCUUAUCAGUGAGUAACUGUAAGCAUCAUGCUGUAAUCACAUCUUAUAAUUUCCUUUGUAUUCAAUCGGGGUUUGAAUUCCCAUGUGACUUUGCUGUUGCAGUUCAUCCAGAAUCGUAGAAUCCAGUGUGGUCUGUAGCAAGGUAUGCACACACUAGACUGGCCAGUGAGUAUAAUGUGCUUUCUCUUCCCCGCAGAAUAUAUUUCUUCACUGAGUUUCUUAAUACAUUUUUUGGGGUAUCUAAACCAAUACUCCCUCCGUCCGAAAAAAGUUGUCACCAUGUACAUUUUGCAAAAAACACCCCCAGCUUCCCCCGACACAAUCCGCACUCCAGCCGCCCAUUCUUCCCCUCGCUACCCCAUUCUUUCACUGCUUGCUCGCCGGCGACGCCGUGACAUCGCGCCGCCUCGAUCCCUUCCUCCCCCUCCCCCCCCCCCUCGCCCUUCCCCCCCCCUCCCCACCUCUGCCCACGCCGGUGCCACCUUCUUCCCCCAUGCCUUGUUUGAAGCUUGGAAUUUUGCCCGAAGGUUGGAUUUUUGUGCGGCGGCCUAGCGAGGUGUCCAUCCCCGAGGACCACUAGCCAUGGCGGCCGCCGUCCAUGUCUACCUCCUCCGUCAGCCUCCUCCUCGAGUGCCCCCUCCUCCGUCUGCCGCCUCGUCAACCCGGUCUCUUCUCCUCGCCGUGGCGCUCCCCCCUCUCCGCUCCUCCCUCCGCGUCGGCACCUGCCAACUACCCAGCGACCCCUGCUGGCCCUCUCGUCCGACCACCUGCUCGCUGUCAACCAUGAAGCCCUCCCCCUCCAUGGACGUCGUCGACCCAAGCACUGGGAAGCACGGGUGGUCAAGGUGGAGGAGCUCGCCGGAGCACUACGCGCUCAAGGCGUCCACAACACCUCCACGUGCUCAAGUCCAGAGCUCGCCGGAGCUUCAGAUCCAGAUGAAGGCUCAAUGCUGCAUUGUUGACUGGCACAUCAGGGGCAACCAGCAGACCAUAAAAUUACAAAUGAUUUCUCCGCGGAGCGGAAGAUUGGUGGAGGUCCAUUCGGAAACGUUUAUAAGGUUUGGUUAUUUUCCUUUAACAUCUUCUAUCCUUUCCACCAAUGUCCAUUCGGAGUACUCAUAUCUUUGUAUCUAUGGGAUUAAUAAUACAGCGUGUUGUGCCAGAUGAUGGCAGAGUGAUUGCGGGGAAGAAACAUCAGCAAAACGCACCGAUGCCGCCUGACAAGACAUUCAACAAUGAGGUUCAGAACAUUAGGGCAUUACCUUUAGAUUUUUCUACACUUCCAUGUUUGGAGCUAGGACAUUUUGAUCUCCAAAUGCUAGUUUGACAUUUCACUAGCAAUUCUGAAAUACUCAUGCUAAAGAUUGCAGGAAAAUGCUUUUCUCUCUAUAGUUUGAGCCACAUCUAUAGUGUGAUCCUUUAAAUUCAGAUCAUGUAUUCCUGGGAGUUGUCUGAAUUUUUUUGUUAGAACUUGGGAGUCGUACAUGACCUAUAGAACAUCUAAAGUUCCGUUAGAAGAUUCUGUAGUUCAAGGUUUGGUCCUCGGCCGUCUGUUUCUGCUAUCUCCAAAUAUUAAAUGUGUGUAGUUUGCUCCACGGCAACUACACAUACUGUCAAAACUGACAAGAUGUUAUACUAUUGUCAAAACUGAAAACUGCUGUCAUUUUAACUGAAUUUCUCUAAAGACAUAAUUGAAGUGGCUAGUCCUGGAU